Adineta steineri is the source of this 1275-nucleotide messenger RNA. Lineage: Eukaryota; Metazoa; Rotifera; Eurotatoria; Adinetida; Adinetidae. The record is from the annotation of a GenBank genome assembly.
AUGUCAACUUUUAGGGGAUAUAAUCCAAGAUAUUAUUUUGCUAUUGAAACAAGUUAUGGAACAACAGCAGAUUUAAAAGAAAUGAUUGAUGAAUUGCAUAAAAAUGGUAUUCGAGUCAUUUUAGAUAGUGUGUAUAAUCAUUCGGAUUGUUCAUCACCAUUAACACAAAUAGAUCAUGAUUAUUGGUAUCAUCAUAAUCCAAAAGAUAUUACAAUGUCAUGGGGACCAGAAUGGAAUUAUAAUUUUUAUGAUCCAAAAUAUAAUAUUUGGCCUGCUCGUAAAUUUGUUGGUGAUUCAGUUCGUUAUAUGGUUGAAGAAUUUCAUAUUGAUGGUAUUCGAUUUGAUGCUGCACGUCAAAUACAAAAUUUUGAUUUUUUACAUUGGGUUGUUAAGGAAGCAAAAAAAGCAGCUGGACCUAAACCAUUCUAUUGUGUCGCAGAAUUUUUACCUGAUGAACCAUGUAUAACAAAUAUUGAUGGUCCUAUGGACGGAUGUUGGCAUGAUAGUUUCUAUUGGGCAUUACGCGAUUUAUUACUUUAUGAUAAUACAGAUAUUAAUCGAUUGAAAGCUGGUAUUGAUUGUCGACAAAAAGGUUAUUUAGGUGUAACAAAUGUAGUUAAUUAUAUUGGAAAUCAUGAUCAUGAUCGAAUGCUUGUUGAAUUAGGUAAAGAAAGAUGUAUAUUUGGUGAAGAAGCUUUUAAACGUAUUCGUCUUGGUGUUGUUAUUCAAAUGACAAGUAUUGGUAUUCCAAUGAUUUGGAUGGGAGAAGAAAUUGGAGAAUAUAAAGAAAAAACACCUGAUGUUGCUAAAGUCGAUUGGUCAUUAAUUGCAGAUCGUGAAGAUAAUUCUAAUAAACAUAAUAAAACUCUUCUAGCAUUUUAUCGUGGUUUAGUACUUUUACGUAAAGAAAACAAGGCAUUUUUUCAAACUAAUCUUGCCUUUAUUCAUGAAGAUCAUAGUACUAAAGUAUUAGCAUAUCAACGAUGGGCUAAUUCAGGUGAACAUGUUAUUGUUGUUGUGAAUAUAUCUGGAAAUUUUCUUGCUCAUUAUCGUGUACCAAAUAUACCUUUUAAUGGUUGGUGGCAUGAAUGGACAUUUGAUUAUGAUGUUAAAGUUGAAAAUAAUGAAGUCUAUCUUGAUUUAGCUGAGCAUGAGGCGAAAAUUCUUGUUUGGCUUGGUGAAAAUUGGCUAUCAACAAAAACAGUAUCUCAACUAGAUGAUUUGUCACUUAAUUCGAAUUCAACAGAAGCAACUCUUGAACAACAACAACAAUAA